GGGUUUGGCCUAGUGGUAAACAGUCUGGUUUUUAAUGCAGAUGGCUUAUGUUUGAUGUUUGAAGUGGUCCUAAAAUGGACUAUAAAACAGAAAGUGUUUAUACCUUGCUCACACAACUCAAGCUACCAAUGUGUACCAAUGGUCUGUGGUGGCUGCUAUGGUGUCUUGGGUUUAACGUUCAAGUGAGUUGGUCAUAUGGAAAAAAAUAGAAAGUGUUUGAUCCUGAGAUGGGUGAACUGUUGCUUGGCAGGGACUAUGGAUUACUUCACAGAAAAUGACAAUUCACCCUUCCACAUCGUUGUUAGCAACGCGGUUGCUAUACAAAUUCAGCCAAUCAGAGCGCGAGUUCGAUUGUCGGCCAUUACCUCCGACAACUUUGUCGGACAUUGACACGAGGGUAAAUACGAACGGCAGUGAAAUAAUGGUGAAGAAGUGCUCCUGGGGAACCAGCAACAGCGACAGCCGAUAUGCAGAAAGAUUGGAGAACGGUGUGACAUUUAAUCCCUUUCCAAAACCCUAAAACCAACCUAGAAACAUGCCUGAGAUGGGUGAAGGCUUGUGGACGACCCCAUUCGCAGCUUAACGCAACAAAUAUAGAUAGACACAAGUUUGUUUGUUCAAAGACACAGCACUGAACUGAGCAAUGAUAUGGAGGAUCCCCAGCCCACUUCAGUCCCAGUUAACACUCCAGACAGUACUGGCCAUGUAGCAGCACCACAGCAAGAACAUGAUCUUGUACAAACUGAUGUCCAAGGAACAUCUUUGGAACUGCUAUCAGCAGCAGCUGAAAUCAAGAGGCUACAACAACAAGUUCAUCAGUCUGAAGUCUUAUUCAAUGAAUACAGAGUGUGGUAUGAACAACAUGAAGCUACAUUGGGAAAUCCUGUAAGUGAUGACAAACCCAAACCACUGACUGUUCAGGAGAUUUUAAAGGAGGAAUCACAGAUUCAAGGAUUAUUUGAAUAUUAUACAGGAUUCAAAUUCUCAACAUUCCAGGCCCUACUUGACUUUCUCACUAUUCAGGCCCAACAACACCAUAAUAACAGGAAAGACAUAGUUAACAUGGAGUGCGAGGAUAAACUGUUGUUAACAUUGAUGAGACUGCGACACAACUUUGGUCUUAAAGAUCUGGCUUUUAGAUUUGCUAUCUCCACUCAAGCAGUGAUUUGCAGAACAGGAUGCGAACCUCUGGCAUACCGUGAAACGUUGUAAGUUCGCAAGUCCCUGUCGCAGAUGGAAGAAACUUGUAAACUAGGCCUGCUGCACAUCAGAUCUUGUCACUCUUAGAUAUUGAAGAAUGGAGGAAGGGUAAUACUAUAUAAUUUGGGAAUGGGGCAUGGGGUAAUAAUGUAUUGAUGAUUUGUUAUCAAAACAGAAUUAAUGCUUUGUCCUUAAAAAGAGGACAAAAGGGAGGGAUAAAUGUCUAUGUUAUGCCUUUAUGUAAGCUGCUAUUCACUUCAUUUGCAGGACUUGGAUGAGUGCAUUAAAGGAAUAAUUAAAUAUAAUUAAUAUGACUCAUGUUUUAGACUUUUUAUUUCUUCACUGUAAACAGUACAUUUAGGAACAAAUGUUUUGAAUAGGGCCUACUCCCUUGUUUUUAUUUGGAUGUAAUCGCACAGUACAGCAACAGAUGUCGGAGAUGACUGUUAACG
Molecule: messenger RNA, 1652 nt
Organism: Mizuhopecten yessoensis (Yesso scallop)
Lineage: Eukaryota; Metazoa; Mollusca; Bivalvia; Pectinida; Pectinidae
Exons: 3
Coding region: 649-1212 (187 amino acids)
Source: RefSeq, a predicted model, not a curated record